This is a messenger RNA of Cuscuta epithymum, 4142 nucleotides long. The record is from the annotation of a GenBank genome assembly. NCBI's taxonomy places the organism in Eukaryota, Viridiplantae, Streptophyta, Magnoliopsida, Solanales, Convolvulaceae.
AGAAGACUGAUUACUCUAUUCCGUUGCUGGUUGAAGAAUCAUAUUCCGCCGACGCGCAUUUCUAGCGAGUUGAUGAAACGCACUCCUGGUCUAAGCCACGAAACAGCGAACGCAUAAUCACGCAAUGCAGAGCGCGAGUGGAUUGGAAAUGUGGGGUCAGAGUUCUUCCUUCUGGGUAGCGUAGCAGCCAACGUCAUUUCUUUGGCUUUCUUCCUCACAACCGCUCUCCAGACAUUGGACCCAUCCCCUCCGUCGCGGAACUCCCCUCUCUCUCUCUAGACGAUAUGCUUAGAUAUAUAUAACAAGUAUAUAUGUAUCCUUCUCUUUGUUUUUGCGAUUUAGCCGGAGAAGAGGGGGUUGUUCGCAUAUAUCGAAGCCCCAACUCAUCUCUCUCCGUAUCUUGAUCCGGGUAGAAAAUUAAACCCUAGCGUUGAAAUCGUUAAAGAUAAUACUUUCUGAGAAAUAUGAAGGAAAGUGUUUGUAUUUCAUCUUGUGCGCUCGUUGUGCAAUGGAGUUGAGUUUUCGUCCGGAUUCCGGGGGAGUUUUUGUAGAAUCUAGAUCACCCCGCGGAUGCGUAAGUUUGAAGUAGAAUUUCUUUGAAUGUCAUCGCCAAUGACAUUUGAUUGAGUGGAGCUAGGAUUGAUUAUUGAUAUUUCGCCAUUUCCUUUGGAUUGAGCUUGCAUGAGUGAAUUAGGGAUUGAUUUGGGAUGUCUUGCGACGACUAUAAUGCUUUGGUUUGUGGCCGUUAGAUAGAUCUUUGGUUGUGGCAGGCAGUUGUCAGUUUAGUGUAGGCUUGCAUUCUCCCCAUUCUUCAGAAUGAGCCUAGAUAGUGAAGAUCGGCAGCUGCCAGAAUGCUCUGCCAGUAUACAUAGCGAGAAGCAUUCAAAGAUAUCUUACACAAGAGAGUUCAUUUUGUCCUUGAGUGAGUUGGAGAUAUGCCAAAAGCUACCAAGUGGGAUUGAUCACUCGAUUCUGAGUGAGUUGGAGAGUACUUCACUUGCCACAACACCCGAUCGCCAAAGAGUUCUUGGCGGUCCUCCUUCACAAGGUUUCAGACGCAAUGAUUAUGGUUCAUCCCCACCUCCCAGAGGGAUUUAUGGGAGAUGGGAUAACCGUUUUUUCCGCUCGGAGUGAUCAAGAAAGUGAUGCCCACUCUGUUCGGGAAUCAGAAUCUAUUAGGCGUCCAACCAAUCAACCUCGGCGGCCUGGGCAGAGUUCUGAGCAUGAUGGGCUUCUUGGAAGCGGUUCAUUCCCCAGACCAUCUGUCUACACACCUUCUGGAGUGCCUCCUCCAAAACCACGGGGCAGUGAUCAAUAUCAACAUAAUAAGAGCAAUGAGCCAUAUCAACCUCCCCGCCCCUACAAGGCAGGACCUCAAUCUCGCCGAGAUGCCACUGAUUCAUUCAACAACGAGACGUUUGGUUCAGAUGAUAGUGCAAGUCAUGAUAAAGUGGAAGAGGAAAGGAGGAGGAGAGCAUCUUUUGAGUUAAUGAGGAAGGAGCAACAUAAGACUGCUCUUCCAAAGAAGCAGCUAUUGGAUCUGGACAAAACUGAAACUGAUUGCUUAUCGGACCCUGUCAUGCCUUCACUGGCAGAAGAUGUUAAUGCUGAAAGAAAGAUUUAUGGAAGAAAGGAAUUGGACGCAUCUACCAAUUUACCUGAAACCGAUAACGAUUCUGGGAAAUCAUCUCUUCUUUCUCAAGGUUCAGCAUCAAGACCGCUUAUACCCCCUGGUUUUAGAAGCGCUCUCUUGGAGAAGGACUCUGGACAUAAAGCUUUGAUUCACCCUUCUUUGAAACAGGCUGGGAAACCUGAAACUGCGGAAAGCUUAGUACAUUCUCCCACGGGCCCUAUCCAAAAUGUCAUUUUUGAUAGCUUGGACAAACAGUCAUCACUGUCAUCAAAAGAACUUUGCCCAAUCAACAAACAGCUUGAUGAUAAGAGCAUGAUUGUACCUCCUCUGAAGAAGGGCAAUCAGAUAGAUGUUUCUAAUAAAAGGGAUUGGAUGGAUGAGAACAUACAUCACCCUUCAGGUAUUUUUGAUGCCCAAAAACUCAUGGAAAAUCCAGAAAUCAUCGAGCUUGGUGCUGUAUUUCCAGGGCAGAAGUUUGAAGGGAAGUCUAAAUUGAACCAAUCAUCAUCUAUACUGGAUAAAAUAUUUGGUGGUUCUGUAUUAAUGGAUGAUGAAUCUGAGAACCAAAAGACAAAUCCUGAUGAUAAAUGGAACUCCAGAAACAUUCAGUCUUCCAAGUUUGCUCAUUGGUUCUCUGAAGAAGAUAAUAAGCAAAAAGACAAUGCAUCAACUAAUAUACCAAAGGAUGUACUUCCAUUAGUUGAUGGCGGCGAUGUUAGCAGACCACAAGUUUGUGAUGAUGUGAACUCUAUUGAUACCAUUCUGUCUAAUGCACUAUCUGCUGCAUCACCUGAUGUAUGUGAACCCCCACAAUUUGCAACUGGUAAAGACGAUCCAGUCCCGACCGUCCUUACUUGUGAAGAUCUUGAGCAGACUAUUUUGUCAGAGUACAGUGAAAAAAGUUCGAACUUGCAAUCACUGUUUCCAUCCUGGAGCACAAACUCUAAGCCCAAAGAACAAAGAGAGGAGCCUGUUGAUGAUCAUGCAUCUCAGCACCUUCUUUCUUUGUUACAGAAAGGACCAGAUCUUGAAAGCAACAAUAAGUUCCCUAAUUCUAGUACAGAAGAUAAUAAUAAGCCUGUGGAUGAAGAAAAUCACACUCUUGGUAAAGCAAUCACUCUUGAAACUCUUUUUGGAUCUGCCUUUAUGAAUGAGCUGCAAUCGAUGCAAGCUCCGGUUUCAGUUGGGCAGAAAGAUGGCUUUGAAUCUCAAACUGAAGCAAACUUGGCUGAUAGAGAGAGAACUAAUAAAAUUGACAAGACAGAUAACUUGUUAGGGUUGGAUGAUUCUCAAACUGAACUGAACCUGAAGUACCAAAAUGAUUGGUCAUCAUACAAAAACAGUGAUUCUGUUGGGUUACAAGGAUUUCAGCUUCCGGAAGAUGAGAGCUUAAUAUUUAGUAGUGAUAACACAGUAAACCCUAAGGUUUCACCUUAUGGGGAUGAUAGAACUUUGAAUCAAGGUGAGUUUUUGUUACCUAGUGGCUCAAGAGGAGCAUCUAUUCUGCAUGGUGCACGUGAUCAUCAGGUGGAGACCAAGAUAUUUCACAAUCUUCCCGCUCAGCCAUCUGCUUCACUGUUCCAUCCUAUGCAAUAUAGUCAAGGGAGAUCAUCACCAGUUCACCCAUUUGAGACACUUCCUUCUCAUUCAAAUUCACAUAUGAAGUUUUUGGGUCCAGAUAUUACAAGUCACCAGUUUUCAGGAAAUAUGAUGCGCCCUCUGAUUCAUCAUGCAGGGUUUGAUCUUCCUAAUCAACAUAGUAUGCAAAUGCAGGGAAAUUAUCCUCACAUGUUGCAUGAUCGGAUGAGGAGUGGUCCGGCUCCUCGUCCUGGCGGCAAUCAGCCAGCUGCUUUUUUCCAGGAACGGAACCAGAUGCUAAAUUUUCCAUUUGGGGUGCGUCCACCUCGCCAACCCAGCAUCGAUGGUUUUGGGAUUCCAAUGCCAGCUGAUAUUAUUAAUGGUGGAGGUAAUCAGCCUCCUGAAGCAAUUCAGAGACGUCUUGAAAUGGAACUCAGGGGGAGUCCAAAGCAAAUCCACCCUUUUGCUGCUACUGCAAAUAGCCAAGGAAUGUAUGGCCAUGAGCUUGACAUGGGACUGCGAUAUAGAUAGAUAGAGAAAGAGAGAGGCUGCCUCCUUCCAUUGAAGCUAUAAGUUCAAGCCAAUGCUCUAUUGGUGCUAUGUGCUCAAUGUAUAAUAUUUUUGAAAAUCCAAGUGCCAUUUAGAUGUUAAAAACUAAACGUGCAUGCAUAUCUGUAAACUGUGGGGUACCCUGUACAGAGAACGCAUGUGCAAGGAAAUGUGUAGUGGCAAACAUUUCUUGCUUCUGGUUUGCAUUCCUUCUGUUUAGACACUAUUCUCUUUUCUUAUAAAAACAUCUUUUCAUGGUUUUGUAUCAUCUUGAUACUAUUCUGUCUGUGUAGCUUCAUUUUGUACAGAACAUUUUUUUGUCUGUUUUUUUCACCCCAAAAUUCUGUUGAGCUCAUGGAUAUACAUUCGUCUAACUUCCAAC